AGUUUAGACACCACAUGGAAUGAACAGAGACCUAUAGACCACAACUGCAAUUAUGCAUGAUUUCAUUCAGGAUGCAGAGUCUUGGACAGCUGAGUGAUACGGAAACGUGUGAGAACUGCGUUGCAGUCGAACGGGCUUACACGCUUGGAGGAACGAUUGACCCAAAUGUAUUCAUCGUUCAUGCUAAAGAAUGGGUGAUAAAAGGGAGGAGGUGUGAGGAAAAGCGAGAUACUUUAAAUCAAAUUCUCACCAGAGCGUCUGCACUAAGAAACACUAAUGGUGGAUCAAUACUUGUACAUCUAAAGGGACAACAACCAAACGAUAGAUGUUUGGAAAGAUUUGAUGAGUUCAUCAGCAGUCCCCUUAAUGACUUGUUAUCUGAUGGUACACUGUACAUUAAUGCCUUCGCACGUGAAUGGCUGAGCGUGAAAACAGAAUUUCAAAGUUACAGUGAUUUUGUGGUCAUCUCAGUGAACCAGGACCAUAAACAAUUAGCAACUAUUUCAUUCAAUACAAAAAUAAGAUUUGACUUUGCAAACUUGGAUCCAUCAAUUCUGAACAUUUUAUCAAUUUUGACAAACAAGCAAAACAACAUUGUGACUGAGCCAGAAGUGCGAGGUUUACCCACUGAAAUAGAACUACAUGAAUGUAGAAACAGAGAGUUCAAAUCAUUUUAUCCAGCUAAUUAUUUACCUAGAAUCCAACAGGGCAAUUUUGAUUUACUUAAAUACAUUUGGAAGGACCUGAAGUUAAGAGACAAUAUCACCUCCCUGUCUAAAGUGCCCAACGGAGGAUCUUAUUAUGUUGGAAUAUCUGAAAAAACUGAUGAAAGUACAAAGUCGAAAGUUGCAGUGAUAUCUGGAUUUCAGUUGGAGGCGAUUCCAGAAGACAGGACAAACAGAGUAAUACAAAUAAGGGAUGCUCUAUACAAAAUCCAAAUCAACCAACAAGCUUUUGAGACGGCAAUUAAGGAAAAGCUUUCUUCAGAAUUGUCAGUCCUUGACCUAAAGGGUAAAAUUGACCAACCACCAAAUAAUCUCAUCAGGACAACUUUCCACGAGGUUCCACAAAGUUCACUAUAUGUUUUGGAAAUAUCUAUUCGGUACUUUGAUGGAAUUGUGUUCUUUGAUUCUGGGCCCAGGUUGUAUCAAGUAGGCAUUGACAACAGUACAUGUACGCGAAUAGGCACUGACCAGUGGCUAGAGAAACUACGUUCACAAUGCUUAAUUUGUCAAAGAAAGAAUUAACGAUCUCACUGAAACAUAAGUUGGAGGUCACCAGCACAAUGUCAACGACUGGAGACGAGAGCGAUGUUUCAAGUACCUUUCACUCAGAAGACGAAGAAGUGCAGUGUAUUUUGGCAAAGACCGAUAACUACUCUUCAACGGAUGACGAUGAAGAUACCUCAGCUGUCAAAGGAACCACAGAACAAUUUUCGAAAUUACCACCACCCUCCCUGACAAGAGAAGAACGUCAAGAUGUCAUCUCGUUUGUCCGUCGUAAGGCUGAGAUCUUCAUAUUUCCACGUGAAGCAAGGCAUAUUUUGCAUGACUCUUAUAACGACGUGUACAAAAGGAUUCUACUUCUCGGUGGCCAAAAUGCAAGCCAUGUAUUUGUUUGCAGGACAAUGUCUGUGUUACUUGAUAUAAGCUGCUCGAAGUCAGUACCAAGAAAUGUCAUGUGUGACAUUUGCGUUUUCUAUCCAUCAAAACCGGUCAUGGUGCUUACCUUCACAACACAAGCUACACAUGCUGCUUCCCAAUACAACUCAAAUGUAGCAAAAGCUGUCAUGGUUUACAUCAACAAUGAUUUGUUCGAAAAUCUAACAGUCAUAAAUGGUGUAAUUGACAUGAGCAUGGACCAAAGUUUUUUGAGCAGGAUCUCAGAAUUAGAAACAUCUGCUAAAGACUUUGCUAUUCCAAACAAUAUGAAGAUGGAUGAAAAGACAGCUUUACGUGUUCUUACUUCAUUUCUGAACAUCAUCCCGAAAUCUGACAGGUAA
This is a messenger RNA of Haliotis rufescens (red abalone), 2002 nucleotides long. RefSeq lists its product as uncharacterized. Lineage: Eukaryota; Metazoa; Mollusca; Gastropoda; Lepetellida; Haliotidae. The record is from RefSeq and is a predicted model, not a curated record. The coding region runs from base 1220 to 2002 and encodes 260 amino acids. The transcript is spliced from 4 exons.